Molecule: messenger RNA, 3653 nt
Organism: Ostrea edulis (European flat oyster)
Lineage: Eukaryota; Metazoa; Mollusca; Bivalvia; Ostreida; Ostreidae
Product: mucin-2-like
Exons: 5
Coding region: 159-1745 (528 amino acids)
Source: RefSeq, a predicted model, not a curated record
CAUUUACAAUGUUUAUUUCUAAUUAUGCGUUGUAAAAUAUGUCGCUUUAAAAGUGUAAUACACGGGUAGCGAUGAUUUUUAGUUCCUGGAUAACAUAGCUUCUUCUUCUUUUGUGGCAUGGCAUUUUUUGGUAACUCGCAUCUGUAAAUGAUACAAAUAUGGCGGAUCGGAAACGUUUCGAAACAUUCGGCGAAGGCGCCUCAGCUCACGCGUUUACGGACGGCAAUGAGUAUGUCCGUCACGGCAUCCAAGGAGGCAGACCACCUACCAUUCACGCUGACGUGGAAUAUCUUCUACCGAAAGAUGAAGAACCGGAACCCGUGGACACUGACGAAAUAAUAAUCAUAGAUGAGGAAGCGGGACCCGGGGGCCAAACAAAUGACAAAAUGGCAUUCUUCCCAAAGACGAGUGACGCCGCGACCGGUCCGAGUAAAGAACCUGGUCACAGUGACAUGUCCUUCUUGAACAGAGCUUACACGGAUGGAGAUGAGUUUGCUCCUAUGAAUGACUAUCCGGGUGAAAGCUUGUCUCGUAAUGGUUAUCAUUCGUACUCAUUUGGAUCCCCGAAGAAGAUAAACCCCAGACUGUCUUUAAAGCAGUUUCUCGUUAUCAUUUUGACUACAGUUGUCAUCGCCGUGGCUCUUUUUCUCAUCAUAUAUUACACAGAGGGCCAGAAAGGAGAACCAGAACAAGAUACGACUACAACUACCAGACGUACUAUUACUACACGACGCACGCCAUCGACAACAUUCCCAACGAUUAGGACGUCAACAUCAAUUGUGGAACCGGAAACAACAUCAGUGGAACCAGACACAACAGGCAUGUCUUCUAGCACAGAGGAGUCAUAUAAGACAUCGGUGCAAUCAAAUUCAACACCUCAAAUGGCUAUGACAACCCAAAACCUGAGCAUGUCAACUCCAACAACAUCAGAAAUGUUUAGUACUGAAUCGGGAAGUACAACGUCAAUAUCAAAAGAGACUAUAACAAGUCAGCCAUCAGAUUCACUUAAUUCAACCACUGAGUCUCCAUCAACGAAGCUUACUACUACACAGUCGACAUAUGAACGGAAUAGUACAACACAAACAAUAAUUGUAACCUCUGGAAUUCCUGUAACAACAUCACAAUCGAGUGCGUCAACACAAGAGCCUACCACAGAAAAACUUGAAGUAGAAACAACAACAAAUGAACCAACAACGCAGUCAAAUAAAGAAACAUCGGAAGGGCCUAAGUUUACUACAGAAUCAACACAGGAAAACAGUACUGAAACUCAGUCAAGUUCAACGACAGCAACAUUUAGUACGAUCAGUCAUAAAACGGAGGAUCCAAGUACAGCACAAGUUUCACGUACUAUGGCUACUACUCCAUCACCUACAAUCACAGCAGAAUCAUCUACCAUUACAGUAACUUUGGAAUCCGUCAAUGGAACAUCCCAAACCCCUGAAUCCCUCACCACAGAAUCUCCAACAGCAGUAGUAACAACAGCAGCAUCUCCCUUAAUAACAACACCAGGAUUUCCAACAACAGCAGCAUCUUCCAUAACGACAACACCAGGAUCUCCAACAACAACAGCAUCUUCCAUAACCACAACACCAGGAUCUCCAACAACAACAGCAUCUUCCAUAACCACAACACCAGGAUCUCCAACAACAACAGCAUCUUCCAUAACCACAACACCAGGAUCUCCAACAACAACAUCUUCCAUAAUGACAACAACAACACAAGAAUCGCCCACUACAACAUUGUAAUCUUUCACAACAACAAUAGCAACAACAUUAAAAUCAACAACAAAAGACUCUUCAAUACACACAACAGAAUCUUCUGAUGAAACGACAACUACACAUAUUCCCAUUACAACAACAGUGGCAUCAACAACAGAGUCUCUCAGUAUAACAACGAAAGUAGAUGUAUUGGCAACAACCACUGCUAGCCAUGGAAUACAAACAUCAACAACAGCCCAACCAUCCACUUCCACCACCACGCCUACAACAGUUUCUUUGACAAUCACAAACCCUAUAAUAUUGAAUUAGUAGGAUUUUUCGUAAGUAAAUACCAUAAUGCAUACGGAUAUUAAUACAUAUAUUGUACAAAACUAAAGAAAGUUCACCAUUUUUUUUAAUCCAAGUUACCUAGAAUAAGGAAAGUGUUGGUGUUUUGGGUAAAGAAAACAGGAAAAAAAACAUCGAUCAAUCGACAACAGUUACACAUAUUAUAGAGUGGAUGUCUUUCAGUUUUUCUUUGCCAACUUGAACACUGAUCCCGAAGCAAUAAGCGAUGUGACACAUAAGAUGCUAUUCAUUUUGAUAUGAAAAUUGUGUUUGAUAGGGUACAUGUGCUGGUUCCUAUAAUCACAGGAGUUCAAUGGACAAUCCUUAACAGAAACAGAAAACGAGGUUAUGUUCGAAGAGUGAUCCGUCCACGUCAAACACGACGUCAUCAACACCAGUGGUUCUUUCAAGACACAUCUAUGAUAUAUAUUCAGCGGUACAAUGUUGAUAUAAUAUAUAUGAAUUUCACAGAAGGCACAAGAUUCGCAAUCUACAUGUAGAACGAAGCUUUACCAAGUUCUAGAGGUGGAAUUUUCCGACCCAACAUGAGUAAAUAAUGGAGAAUUUUUUCUCUCACAUUUUACACACUGUUUAGUGCUUUAAUUCAGUAGCUUUGAAGUCUUGAAAGUUACAUUUACUAACAUAGUGACGUUACGCCAAACAGCGGAAUGUUAAUAAAGUUUUAACUUUAACGUUCUGCUGUUUGUGACAUAACGUCGCUAUGUUACUAAAUGUAAAACUUCUGAAGAUUUGAAAUGAAAGCACUAAAGCUUUACUAAAUGUCUUUUUUUUUUUUUUUUUUUUUAUCUUUUCACCUAUACUUUUACCUAUCAUUGGGAAAAGUAAUGAUACGUCAGAUAUAAAAUCUAAUUUGCAUUGUUCUUAAAUGUGUUACCUCUUGCCAAACGUUGAUAUAUUUAGUACAGUUAUGUAGCUUAAUUUAUAGUUUUAGUAUUGAUAUGCAUUCUGCAUGUAAUCAAGCUUGUUUGAAAAUGCUUCAUCAAUACAGAUAUCAUACAUGCAGGCUUAUUUUCUCUGCUGUUUAAUUUUUACUGUAGGAAAACAAUUGUGAAAUUAAACGUACAAUGAAUAUAAUUUUAAAGCUGUGACUUGAAAACUGUAUGAAAACAAAUAAAGAUAUGGAAGGUACUUUAAAAAUAAAUAGAAGUGAAUUUAAACAUGUGUGCAUUAUUUUAUGUACAUGUAAUUGAAUAUGUCAGCUUGAAUCAGAUACAAUGUAGUUGAAUAUAGUGUUGACUUACCAACAAUCAAACAAGAUAAUCUGUAAUGUAUAUACAAUAUAGCAUGGGGUACCUGAUUUAGAUGAUCUAAAGUAAUUGUGUUGUUUUAAAAUUUUCCUCCAAUAGAUAUUUCUGCAGGAAACAGGUUGUUACCUUUUACACACAAAGCUAGUAAACUCAGAUGUCAAAGAAGCUUUGCAAUUAAAAUGUUUACUAACAAGUAAAUGUUCGAUCUACAUUUCAUAGUGCAAUAUAAUCAGUUUUAUCUCAUGUAUGUAUAAAUUAUAUACAAAGAUAGCUAAAAUUCAGAAGUUUUAUUCAGAGAAUUUAUGUACAUGUAUCAAUAAAUAAAUGGAAUGAAAGCACA